Huiozyma naganishii CBS 8797 is the source of this 684-nucleotide messenger RNA. RefSeq names its product RNA polymerase II subunit B1 CTD phosphatase RTR1 (gene RTR1). The record is from RefSeq and is a predicted model, not a curated record. Lineage: Eukaryota; Fungi; Ascomycota; Saccharomycetes; Saccharomycetales; Saccharomycetaceae. Gene Ontology annotation, cellular component: cytoplasm; nucleus. The transcript has a single exon. Gene Ontology annotation, molecular function: RNA polymerase core enzyme binding; RNA polymerase II CTD heptapeptide repeat phosphatase activity. Bases 1 to 684 code for a protein of 227 amino acids.
AUGUUGGAGGGCAAGAUUAGCAUCCACAGAAUACAGCAGGUGGCUCUUUCUGGGUUUCAAAAACAUAGGCAGUUAAGUAUCAAAGAAUCGGAAGUAAUUACCCUAGAAAUCAUCACUCUGCUGUGUGAUGCGUCUUUGGAGAGCGAAGAAGCGGCAAAGUAUCUCGGAAAACUGAUAACACCGGAGACCUACGAUGAUCUUAUCGAUGAAAGAAACUUGAACGGGCUCUGUGGGUACCCUUUGUGCUCUAACUCAACAGAGAGGCGAAGAGAUCCUUUCAGUAUGAAUCAAACGACAAAGCUGUUUAUGUCUGAGAACAACCCUUACAAUUACCUGUCCAAGUUCUGCGGCAAACUACACUCCAAUUGCUCACAGUUCUAUCAGCUACAGUUAUCGGAUGAUCCGUUGUUCACCAGGGUAGGGAUACAUUUGAUCGAGGACACGAUGAAGAACGUUGAGCAAGAGGAAAAGUACGGUAUUACACUGUUGGAAGAGGUGAUAAGACGCGAAUCUACAGAGGACGAGAUAAAAUUUAUAAUAUCGGGGAUAAAACAGCUUGACAUAAAGACGAAGAAGAGCGAAAAUGGGGAUACACCUACUCCUGAUGAAUUAUCCAAAUGGUUACAAGAAAUAACGAUUGUGGAGAACAUAAAUCCUUCCAUUCCGGGUGAUUUAUCUAAAUAG